GGAGGGGAGGGGAGGGGGGGAAAGUCGUCGAAGGGCAAACGUGAAGACCAGCCCACUUCGUGCUGAGUCUUGCUCCGCUCCGUUCCCACACUACACUGCGACGCCUCUCCGGCUGCGCUGAUCCACACAGCGUGCGCGCCGCUCCAGUCUCGGGAUACCUCCCGGUUCAUCAGCGCCCAGGGACCUCGCCUGUCUCCCAGCCGUCCUCAGGCCAGCUUCAUGCGCCCCCUGGUGGAUUAGGCACCGAAGAGUCGACUCCAAGUGGAUAAUGCGCCUAUAAUCGACGCCUUCUUUGAUCAGGACAGGAAACCAGAAGCCCCCACAUGACAAAAUAAAAAGGAGAAAAACUCAACCUGUCGGUUUUUUGUUUUUUUUACGGAAUAUACUUGUCACCCCUUUUUGGUCGAUUUUGUUGUGUCGGAUCCCAAAGGGGAGAGAGGUCAUGCCCUGCAGAAGGACUUUAUGACACCCGAUCACUGGAUGCUAUCACAAAAGCACACCGUAGCAUAGCAAGAAGACAACGUCUAGCGCUUAAAACCUCCCCCAAAAUGACUACGGAGGCUUCCCAUGCUGCCUACGCUGCUGUCGCCCCCUCUGUGGUCCCCUUCACCUCCUCCGAAGGCCACCUGCUCAGGAUGUUUCGGGAGUAUCAGAGCAACUCGGUCAUCAUGGAGCACUACAACUUCACCGGCAAACUGAAAGAGAACAGGUACAGGGACGGACUCAAACCAGAGGCCAUCGCCUUCCUACUGGUCUGCCUGCUCAUAGUGCUGGAAAACGCCGUGGUGCUACUGGCGAUCUGGAAGAAUAAGAAAUUCCACCUGCCCAUGUACUACUUACUGGGCAACUUGACCCUCUCUGAUCUGCUCGCGGGGUUCACCUACAUGGUGAACAUUAUAACAUCCGGGGCCAACACGUUAAAGAUGACUCCGGUGCUGUGGUUUCUGAGGGAGGGAGGGGUGUUCAUCAUGCUGGCCGCCUCUGUCAUCAGCCUGCUAGCCAUUGCCAUCGAGCGCCAUGUCACUAUGGUCAGGAUGAAGCCGUACCAGGGGGCAAAGCAGGGGCGGAUGUUUGGUUUGAUCGGAGCUAGCUGGGUGCUGUCUGUUUUCCUGGGCGUCCUGCCUGUCCUGGGCUGGAACUGUAUGGGCAGUCUGAACCAGUGCUCCACCGUCCUCCCCCUCUACGCCAAGAGUUACAUUCUCUUCUGCAUCACCGUGUUCAGCGCCAUCCUGCUGUCCAUCGUGGUGCUCUACGUCCGCAUCUUCCGCAUUGUCAAGUUUAACACCCAGCGCUUGGGUUCGGGUCCACAACGCAAAGGCCUUGCCCGAAAGUCCCAGAAGUACAUGGCUCUGCUGAAGACCGUCACCAUCGUCCUUGGGGUCUUUAUUGCAUGUUGGCUGCCCCUCUUCAUCCUCCUGCUUCUGGACUUCUGCUGUCCGGCCAAGAGCUGCCAAGUGCUCUUUAAGGCCGACUAUUUCUUGGGCAUUGCCAUGGUUAACUCCCUUCUAAAUCCUAUCAUCUACACCCUGACCAGUAAGGACAUGAGGAGGGCUAUUCUUAGACUGCUCUGUCGACACUGCCUCCUUACUAAAGAUGGACAGGUGAAGAAGAUUGGCAUGCCUUUCCUGGACUGCAGCACUAGUAAGGCUGACGCGGCCUCUCACAGAUUGGAGGGCGUGGACACGACAGUGUCCUCUGGGAACUUCACCCCCUCCGCUAUCAAAGCCAUCUACCCCAGGAUGUCGAAGACAUGACUGGGUGGCUCAGCUCGACUCAAGUUAAAUGAGAGACGGUAUUUGGAGUAAGAGAUGGACCACGGAAGUUCCCUGGUCGGCUCUCUCACAAUGAUGUGGCGUGGUUAUGUACUGUCGUAGAGAGGACUGCAUGUACUGUAUGCAAGGACCGCUCCACUGUUGUUUUCCAUUGCACUCUGCCAAGUAUUUAAGGGCCCAUCAACUGUUUCGAAAUCUCCAAUAUCAAGUUUUUUUAGUUCAUACUGUGAAAAUCGGCCUCAUUUUUUUUUCCUUCAUAAAUUGGAAAUUGUGCACUGUGGCCUGUUUGGGCCUGACGUAAAGGUUGUUGUUACAGAAACAUACUUGUGUGGGGAAAAAAAAAAUCCAUUUCAUUUCAUCGACGUUCGCCUUUACUAGAAAAGAAAAGUACGUAGAUUCCUACACAGGAAGUUUGGCAUAAACACAAAGAAAUUAUGCCAUGCCUUUUGAUUUUGGACAAACAACUUGCGUAACAACACGCGAGUCGUCGUCGUCGUCGUUAUCUCUGGAGCAAACGCAUAAUGACAUGCUGUUAAAAAAGCGUGCAGCAUCCACACCCAAAAAAAAAAAAACUGCAGCCAAAACCAUGUAAUUUCUCUCAUCUGAACUGCGGUCAGCAGGUUUUGCGGGUAGAGGGCCUCUAAACGGAGAUCAGAGGCUGAAGACGCACAGGAAACGUCACACGGCGGCUCGUGUUGGUGGGCUUGCGCAGCUUUGGAGGUCUCCUCAACAUAUGUAGCAGCAGACAUGCUGCUGAAGAGCAAUAGCUGGCGGUGGAAGCUCGUCGACGCCUUCCUGGUUUUGUGAACUAGAACACGGCAGUCGUAUGCCUGCAACCUGGCAGAGAGAAGAAGAAAAAACAGACUUCAGAACUUCCCUGAUGGAGGUCAAGCUCUUGUGAAAUGAAGAAAUAUUUAUAUGGUUUUUUCCUGUUAACUGUGGCAGAUGUGAUCGGUCUACACGAUAGAAAUCGUUCAAAUCCUAAAUUGCACAGUAUAUGGGUUUCAAUGUACGCGGCCACAAUUUCAGUACAACAGCAGCGAGUGAAAAGGACAAAAAUCAUGUUAUCAGAUUUGUGUGUGUAAUCCCCCCCCCUCUCCCCUCCCAGUAUGUCUUUUUGCUACACGAUUUUACCAUAUAUUAUGUAUAUAAAAUAAUCUCCGAGUCUGUCUGGAUUUUAUGAGCUGCAUUUUGUAUAAUCACAAAUGUACUUAACUUAUGACGCUGACUUUUUACACGAACAAACAAUGGACAUAUGUGAACAACGUGUGCACUGUUUUAUCUUACGCCCCAAGCGAAUGAAAUACCAACUAAGUCACUUUCUCAACGUUUUUACAUGUUUUUUCUAUUUAUACAAUAAUCCCCCAUCCUCGAUUCAUCGAAACUUGAUACAUAUGCAUACAAAGAUAAACAAAUAUAUUUGAAAAAGGGACAAAAAUGGUGCAUAUAUAUAUAUAAAAAAACAGUAAAUUUUUCUAGGUAACUGUGUUUCUGUUAAGUAUAUAUAUAUAUA
Lampris incognitus (smalleye Pacific opah) is the source of this 3285-nucleotide messenger RNA. It is a transcript of the gene s1pr5a, whose product is annotated as sphingosine-1-phosphate receptor 5a. Gene Ontology annotation, cellular component: membrane. The coding region runs from base 549 to 1754 and encodes 401 amino acids. Gene Ontology annotation, biological process: G protein-coupled receptor signaling pathway. Gene Ontology annotation, molecular function: sphingosine-1-phosphate receptor activity. The record is from RefSeq and is a predicted model, not a curated record. The transcript has 2 exons. NCBI's taxonomy places the organism in Eukaryota, Metazoa, Chordata, Actinopteri, Lampriformes, Lampridae.